AUUCGAGCGCCAUCUUCGCUCUUCGCCGUCUUCAGAAAGGGGCUGCCAUGGAGGCGGAGGCGACGGCCGUUGGGCGCCUCUCAGACACCCAGGUAUGGGGUGCGGGGCGCUGCGGAGUUCGGCCCCUCCGGAAGAGGUUGAAGGCUGCAUGCCAUUAUACGGUUGCUGGCCUUUGUGAAGAAGUUUCACAAGACAAAGAAAUUCAGUUCAGUAAACAAACCAUAGCAGCUAUUUCUGAGAUUGCCUUCAGGCAGUGUGAAUACUUUGCAAAAGACCUUGAAAUGUUUGCCAGGCAUGCAAAACGAAGUACAGUCAACCUUGAGGAUGUAAAGCUUUUGGCUAGAAGAAGCAAGUCCUUGCUGAAAUACAUCACUGAGAAGAGUGAAGAAAUUGCUUUGAAUAGCCUGGAAGAAAAAGAGAAAAGGAAAAAGAAAUCGGGCUCUCGGAAAGGGAGAAGAGCCUCUGAUGAACAGGAGGAACAUGUGGUGGCUGAAAGUGAUGAUUCCAACAUGGCAUGAUUUUAUCGUAUCAAGACUACAUCAUUUUCAACAGGGAGUAAUGAGAUCCUGGGACUGCCUUGGGAUCUUCAGUGGCUGCUUGCCCUUGGGUAGAACUCUUGCGGUUUUCAUUAGUAAGCAAGCAAGCACAAUGCAGUUGGUAUGCCAGUUCCAUUUCUUACAGCAGCCAUGAAAAAUAGAUGCUUUGAACAUUUGGGAAAGAGACAUUUUAAGCAAAUGGAAAACAUUGAUAAGUUUUUUCUGUUUCACUUUACUUAAACAUAUAAUGCAUUGUAUAAAGGCCUUAGGUCAUAACGUAUUAAAUGUAAUUAAAUGUGAAUAACUGCCUUUUUCAUCAGUCCCUGUCUUCAGAGUGGCCAAGCAUUUGCAGAAGAAUUGCUCCCUUUCCUUUCCUUUCCUUAGCAGCACCCCUGCAAGAGAUUUUUUUUUCUUCGAAAUUUUGGGACACAUUGAGUCGUAUUGCAUCACACCAAAGGUCCACCCAGUCCAGCAUCCUGCUUCUGAUAGUGGUCUACCAGAUGUCUCCAGGAAACCCUCAUGCAUGAGGGCAGUAGCCCUCUCCAGCUGCCACCCCCACCCCCCUGCAAUUGGUAUUGAUUGACAAGUUGCCUUUGAAUCUGGAGGUCUGCAUAUGGCCGCCGGAGGUUAGACCUCCUACGUGAGUGAAAACUUUUAUGCUGGAACAUCCCUCAAACUUCUCCAAAGCAAGGUUGGAUAAAAUACAAAAAUAUAUUAGAACCCAAAAUUCCGCUCUGGACCUCACCAAUAGAAGCCAUAGCGGUGAAAAGGAAGAAUAUGAGAAAUGAUUGGCCCACAUAUAGAGAAGUAUUAGAAAUUAAAGAAGGGAAACCAAUGUUGAAAAAGUAUGAGGAAAUUAAAAAAAAUAUCUAACAGAUUGGCUACAAUAUUUUAAAUUAAAUCAAAAAUUUGGAACAGAUGUAAAGCAAGGAUUGGCAACAGAAACAUCAAAAUUUGAAAUGAAUCUAAUUAGAAUUAAAAAGAAAAAUAUUUCCUUGAUAUAUGAUUACUUCUUGGAAUGGGAAACGAAAGAAGAACAGACUAAAGCAGUAAUGAUUAAGUGGGCCCAGGACUUUGGUUACAACAUCCAGAUCGAGCAGUGGGAAAAAUUAUGGGCAGAGGAUAUGAGAUUUACUGCAUGCUAUAGUCUGCGGGAAAACAACAUGAAAAUGUUCUAUUGAUGGCAUCUCAUUCCCCAUAAACUGGCCAAGAUGUAUGGAGGGGUAAGCCCCCAAUGCUGGCGAUGUAAAAAUGACAUUGGGUCAUACUACCACAUGUGGUGGACCUGCCAGGAUAUCAGAAAAUAUUGGAACAGCAUUCAUGAGG
Zootoca vivipara (common lizard) is the source of this 1862-nucleotide messenger RNA. It is a transcript of the gene CENPS, whose product is annotated as centromere protein S. Gene Ontology annotation, molecular function: protein heterodimerization activity; chromatin binding. NCBI's taxonomy places the organism in Eukaryota, Metazoa, Chordata, Lepidosauria, Squamata, Lacertidae. Gene Ontology annotation, biological process: replication fork processing; resolution of meiotic recombination intermediates. Gene Ontology annotation, cellular component: FANCM-MHF complex. The record is from RefSeq and is a predicted model, not a curated record.